Molecule: messenger RNA, 8535 nt
Organism: Acanthosepion pharaonis
Lineage: Eukaryota; Metazoa; Mollusca; Cephalopoda; Sepiida; Sepiidae
Source: the annotation of a GenBank genome assembly
AUGUUAUUUGCUUUCUUGUUUGUUACUCUAUGCUCUUCUCUCACGUCUUGCAACGAAGUCUACGCAGAUCCAAGUUCUUCUUCUUCCUCCACUUCUUCUUCUUCUUCUUCUUCUUCUUCUGCUGCUGCUGCUUAUUAUUAUUAUUAUUAUUAUUAUUAUUAUUAUUGUAGCUAUAUUUCCUCUUUUUCAUCAGUAAAUCGGUUACUCCUUUUCUUCACUUCCUUUUCUCUUCUUUCGAACUACCUAUUCAGCAAGUUCUUCAUCUUCCUCCACUCUUCUUCUUCUUCUUCUUCUUCUUCUUCUUCUUCUUUUAUUAUUAUUUUUUUAUUAUUAUUAUUAUUAUUGUAUUUUCCUCUUUUCAUCAGUAAAUCGGUUCUUCCUUUUCUCUUCUUUCGAACUACCUAUUCAGCAAGUUCUUCUUCUUCCUCCACUUCUUCUUCUUCUUCUUCUUCUUCUUCUUCUGCUGCUGCUGCUGCUUAUUAUUAUUAUUAUUAUUAUUGUAGCUAUAUUUCCUCUUUUUCAUCAGUAAAUCGGUUACUCCUUUUCUUCACUUCCUUUUCUCUUCUUUCGAACUACCUAUUCAGCAAUAAAUCGUUUACUCCUUUUCUUCUUCCUUUUCUCUUCUUUCGAACUACCUAUUCAGCAAGUUCUUCUUCUUCCUCCACUUCUUCUUCUUCUUCUUCUUCUUCUUCUUCUUCUGCUGCUGCUGCUUAUUAUUAUUAUUAUUAUUAUUAUUGUAGCUAUAUUUCCUCUUUUUCAUCACAAGUUCUUCUUCUUCCUCCACUUCUUCUUCUUCUUCUUCUUCUUCUUCUUCUGCUGCUGCUGCUUAUCUUAUUAAUUAUUAUUAUUAUUAUUGGCUAUAUUUCCUCUUUUUCAUCAGUAAAUCAGUUUUUUCUUCACUUCCUUUUCUCUUCUUUUCGAACUACCUAUUCAGCAAGUUCUUCUUCUUCCUCCACUUCUUCUUCUUCUUCUUCUUCUUCUUCUUCUGCUGCUGCUUCAAGUUCUUCUUCUUCCUCCACUUCUUCUUCUUCUUCUUCUUCUUCUUCUGCUGCUGCUGCUUAUUAUUAUUAUUAUUAUUAUUAUUAUUAUUGUAGCUAUAUUUCCUCUUUUUCAUCAGUAAAUCGGUUACUCCUUUUCUUCACUUCCUUUUCUCUUCUUUCGAACUACCUAUUCAGCAAUAAAUCGGUUACUCCUUUUCUUCACUUCCUUUUCUCUUCUUUCGACUACCUAUUCAACAAGUUCUUCUUCUUCCUCCUUCUUCUUCUUCUUCUUCUUCUUCUUCUUCUUCUGCUGCUGCUGCUGCUUAUUAUUAUUAUUAUUAUUAUUGCUUUAUAUUUCCUCUUUUCAUCAGUAAAUCAGUUUUUAAAGCACUUCCUUUUUCUUCUUUCGAACUACCUAUUCAACAUGUUCUUCUUCUUCCUCCACUUCUUCUUCUUCUUCUUCUUCUUCUUCUUCUUCUGCUUCUGCUGCUGCUUAUUAUUAUUAUUGUUGUUAUUAUUAAGCUUCUAUUUCCUCUUUUUCAUCAGUAAAUCAGUUAUUUUCUUCACUUUCUUUUCUCUUCUUUCGAACUACCUUGUCAGCAAGUUCUUCUUCUUCCUCCUUCUUCUUUUCUUCUUCUUCUUCUUCUGCUGCUGCUGCUUAAAAAAAACCAUUAUUGUUAUUAUUGUAGCUUACUUCCUUUUUCUUCAGUUCCUUUUCUUCUUCUUUUCUCUUUUUCAAACUACCUAUUCAAAGUUCUUCUUCUUCCUCCACUUCUUCUUCUUCUUCUUCUUCUUCUUCUUCUGCUGCUGCUGCUUGUUAUUAUUAUUAUUAUUAUUAUUUCCUUGUAGCUAUAUUUCCUCUUUUUCAUCAACUAUAAAUCAGUUUACUCCUUUUCUUCACUUCCUUUUCUCUUUUUUUUACGUAACUACCUAUUCAGCAAGUUCUUCUUCUUCCUCCUUCUUCUUCCUCCACUUCUUCUUCUUCUUCUUCUUCUUCUUCUUCUUCUUCUUCUUCUUCUUCUGCUCUUUUUAUCAAUUCUUCUUCUUCCCUCCACUUCUUCUUCUUCUCUUUUUCUUCUUCUGCUGCUGCUGCAUUAUUUUAUUAUCCUUUUCUUCAUUUCCUCUUUUUCUCUUCUUUUGCGUUUUUCUUCUACCUUUUCUCUUCUUUCAACUACCUAUUCAGCAAGUCUUCUUCCUCCACUUCUUCUUCUUCUUCUUCUUCUUCUUCUUCUGCUGCUGCUGCUGCUUAUUAUUAUUAUUAUUAUUAUUAUUAUAUAUUUCCUUAUUCAUCAUUUUCUUCUUCCUCCUUCUUCUUCUUCUUCUUUUCUUCUUCUGGGCUGCUUAUUUUGAAAAUUAUUAUUACCUAUUUGUUUCAGUUUUUUUCAUCAAUUCUUCCUUUUCUUCACUUCCUUUUUCUUCUUUCGAACUACCUAUUCAGCAAAGUUCUUCUUCUUCCUCCACUUCUUCUUCUUCUUCUUCUUCUUCUUCUGCUGCUGCUUAUUAUUAUUAUUAUUAUUAUUUAAAUCAGUUACUCCUUUUCUUCACUUCCUUUUUCUUCUUUCUGAACUACCUAUUCAGCAAGUUCUUCUUCUUCCUCCACUUCUUCUUCUUCUUCUUCUUCUUCUUCUUCUUCUGCUGCUGCUGCUUUCUUCUUAUUAUUAUUAUUAUUAUUAUUAUUGUAGCUAUAUUUCCUCUUUUUUCAUCAGUAAAUCACAAGUUCUUCUUCUUCCUCCACUUCUUCUUCUUCUUCUUCUUCUUCUUCUUCUGCUGCUUUAUUAUUAUUAUUAUUAUUAUUAUUAUUAUUGCUAUAUAUUUCCUCUUUUUCAUCAGUAAAUCAGUUUACCUUUUCUUCACUUCCUUUUUCUUCUUUCAAACUACCUAUUCAGCAAGUUCUUCUUCUUCCUCCACUUCUUCUUCUUCUUCUUCUUCUUCUUCUGCUGCUGCUUUCUUCUUCUUCCUCCUUUUCUUCUUCUUCCUUUUCUCUUCUUUCGAACUUAUUAUUCAAAAGUUCUUCUUCUUCCUCCACUUCUUCUUCUUUUCUUCUUUUCUUUUCCCAACUACUUCUUCUUCCUCCACUUCUUCUUCUUCUUCUGCUUCUUCUGCUAUUAUUAUUAUUAUUAUUAUUAUUAUUGUAGCUAUAUUUCCUCUUUUCAUCAGUAAAUCAGUUACUCCUUUUCUUCACUUCCUUUUCUCUUCUUUCGAACUACCUAUUCAACAAGUUCUUCUUCUUCCUCCAAAUUCUUCUUCUUCUUCUUCUUCUUCUUCUGCUGCUGCUGCUGCUUCUGAUUAUUAUUAUUAUUAUUGUAUUAUUGUAGCUAUAUUUCCUCUUUUCAUCAGUAAAUCGGUUACUCCUUUUCUUCACUUCCUUUUCUCUUCUUUUCGAACUACCUAUUCAGCAAGUUCUUCUUCUUCCUCCACUUCUUCUUCUUCUUCUUCUUCUUCUUCUGCUGCUGCUGCUUAUUAUUAUUAUUAUUAUUAUUAUUAUUGUUGCUAUAUUUCCUCUUUUUCAUCAUUCUUCUUCUUCCUCCUCAGACUUCUUCUUCUUCUUCUUCUUCUGCUGCUGCUGCUUCUUUUCAUUAUUUCUUCUUUUCCUCUUUUUUCAUCAGUAAAUCAGUUUACUCCUUUUCUUCUUCUUCCUUUUCUCUUCUUUCUCCUGCUACCUAUUCAGCAAGUUCUUCUUUUUCAUCUCCACUUUUUCUUCUUCUUCUUCUUCUUCUUCUUCUUCUUCUGCUGCUGCUGCUGCUUUGCUAAAAUUAUUAUUAUUAUUAUUAUUGUAUUAUAUUUCCUCUUUUUCAUCAGUAAAUCAGUUUACUCCUUUUCUUCACUUCCUUUUCUCUUCUUUUUCGAACUACCUAUUCAGCAAGUUCUUCUUCUUCCUCCACUUCUUCUUCUUCUUCUUCUUCUUCUUCUUCUUCUUCUGCUGCUGUUUCUUCUUAUUAUUAUUUUUAUUAUUAUUAUUGUAGCUUAUAUUUCCUCUUUUUCAUCAGUAAAUCAGUUACUCCUUUUCUUCACUUCCUUUUCUCUUCUUUCGAACUACCUAUUCAAAAGUUUUCUUCUUCCUCCACUUCUUCUUCUUCUUCUUCUUCUUCUUCUUUCUUCUUCUUCCUCCACUUCUUCUUCUUCUUCUUCUUCUUCUUCUUCUGCUGCUGCUGCUUAUUAUUAUUAUUAUUAUUAUUAUUAUUGUAGCUAUAUUUCCUCUUUUUCAUCAGUAAAUCAGUUUCCUCCUUUUCUUCACUUCCUUCUCUUCUUUCGAACUACCUAUUCAGCAAUUUCUUCUUCUUCUUCUCCUUCUUCUUCUUCUUCUUCUUCUUCUCUUCUUUCUGAACUUCCUUUUUUCUUCUUCCUUCUUUAUUUUCUUUCUUCCUUUUUCCUCUUUUUCAUCACUUCUUCUUUUUUCCUUUUCUUCUUCUUUUCUUCUUUCGAACUUCUUUUUUUCAGCAUUUUCUUCUUCUUUAUUUCUUCUUCUUCUUCAAUAAAUCUUUUUCUUCUUCUUCUUUUCUUUUCUUUCUUCAGUCUUCUUCUUCCUUUUCUUUUCUUCAUCUUCUUCUCUUCUUCUUUUCUUCUUCUUUUUUUAUUUUUCUUUUCUCUUUCAUUUCUUCUCUUCAAUCAAGUUCUUCUUCUUCUUUCUUUUUCUUCUUCUUCUUCUUCUUCUUCUUCUUCUUCUUCUUCCUUGCUUCUUCUUCUUCUUCUUUUCUUCUUUUGUUGUUAUUCCCUAUUAUUUUCAUCUUCUUCCUCGGUUUCUUCCUUUUUCCUUUCUUUUCUCUUCUUUUCCUUCUUUCCUUUCUAUUCAGCAGUUCUUCUUCUUCCUUUUCUUUUUCUUCUUCUUCUUCUUCUUCUGCUCUUUCUUUUUUCUUCUUAUUCCUAUUAUUAUUAUUCAAGUUCUUCUUCUUCCUUCUUCUUCUUCUUCUUCUUCUUUUCUUCUUCUUUUCUUUUCUUCUUCUUUAUUUCUUCUUCCUUAUCCUUUUUCUUCUUUUUCAUCAGUUUUUACUUUUCUUCACUUCCUUUCUUUCUUUUCUUCUUCCAAAUUCUUCUUCUUCCUUUCUUCUUCUUCUUCUUCUUCUUCUUCUUCUUCUUCUGCUGCUGCUUCUGCUUUCUUUUAUUAAUCUUAUUAUUAUUAUUUCUUCUAUCUUCCUCUUUUUCAUCAGUAAAUCUUCCUUUACUCCUUUUCUUCACUUCCUUUUCUCUUCUUUCGAACUACCUAUUCAGCAAGUUCUUCUUCUUCCUCCUUCUUCUUCUUCUUCUUCUUCUCUUCUUCUUCUGCUGCUGCUGCUGCUUAUUAUUUAUUAUUAUUAUUAUUGUUUAUUUCCUCUUUUUCAUCAGUAAAUCUUACUCCUUUUCUUCAUCUCUUCUUUCUUUUUCUACCUUUCAACAAGUUCUUCUUCUUCUCCUCUUCUUCUUCUUCUUCUUCUUCCUUUUCUUCUUCUUUCUUUUUUCUUCCUUAUUAUUUCUUAUUUCAUUUCUUCUUACCUCCUCUUUUUUCUCAGUAAAUCUUCUUCUUCCUUUUUUCUUCUUUUCUUUUCUUUCUUUCUUCUUCCAAGUUCUUCUUCCUCCUUCCUUUUCUUCUUCUUCUUUUCUUCUUCUUCUUCUUUUUUCUUCUUCUUCUUUUUCUUCUGCUGCCUUAUUAUUAUUAUUAUUAUUAUUUUCUUCCUUUUUUCAUUUCUUUUUCAUCAGUUCUUCCUUUUUCUCUUCUUUUCUUUUCCUUUUCUCUUCUUUUCGAACUUUCCUAUUCAUCAGUUUUUCUUCUUCCUCCACUUCUUCUUCUUCUUCUUCUUCUUCUUCUUUUCUUUCUUCUUCUUCUUAUUUCUUCUUCCCCUUCUUAUUAUUGUGGCUUCCUCCUUUUUUUCUUCUUCUUCUUUCUCUUUCUUCUCCUUUUCUUCUUCCUUUUCUCUUCUUUCGAACUACCUAUUCAUCAGUAAGUUCUUCUUCUUCCUCCACUUCUUUCUUUUUCUUCUUCUUCUUCUUCUUCUGCUGCUUUUUUAUUCUUCUUCCUUAUUAUUAUUCCUUAUUUUACUUCUUUUCCUCUUUUUCUUCUUCAAAUCUUUUUUUUCUUCUUCCUUUCUCUUCUUCUUCUUCUACCUAUUCAGCAAGUUCUUCUUCUUCCUUCUUCUUCUUCUUCUUCUUCUUCUUCUUCUUCUUCUUCUGCUUUCUUUUUCCUUAUUAUUUUUCCUCUUUUUUUUUUUUUUCUUCUUCCUCUUUUUUUCAACUCAGUUCUUUCUUCUUCUUCCUCCUUUUUCUUCACUUCCUUUUCUCUUCUUUCAGACUACCUAUUCAGCAAGUUCUUCUUCUUCCUCCACUUCUUCUUCUUCUUCUUCUUCUUCUUCUUCUUCUGCUGCUGCUGCUGCUUAUUAUUAUUAUUAUUAUUUUUAUUGUAGCUAUAUUUCCUCUUUUCAUCAGUAAAUCAGUUUACUCCUUUUCUUCACUUCCUUUUCUCUUCUUUCGAACUACCUAUUCAGCAAGUUCUUCUUCUUCCUCCACUUCUUCUUCUUCUUCUUCUUCUUCUUCUGCUGCUGCUGCUUAUUAUUAUUAUUAUUAUUAUAUAUUUCCUUUUUUCAUCAUUCUUCUUCUUCCACUCCACUUCUUCUUCUUCUUCUUCUUCUUCUUCCUUUCUUCUUCUUCUUCUUCUUCUUCUUCUAUUAUUAUUAUUAUUAUUAUUCAAGUUCUUCUUCUUCCUCCACUUCUUCUUCUUCUUCUUCUUCUUCUGCUGCUGCUGCUUAUUAUUAUUAUUAUUAUUAUUAUUAUUAUUGUAGCUAUAUUUCCUCUUUUCAUCAGUAAAUCAGUUUACUUCUUUCUUCACUUCCUUUUUCUCUUCUUUCGAACUACCUAUUCAACAAGUUCUUCUUCUUCCUCCACUUCUUCUUCUUCUUCUUCUUCUUCUUCUUCUGCUGCUGCUGCUGCUUAUUAUUAUUAUUAUUAUUAUUAUUUAUUGCUAUAUUUCCUCUUUUCAUCAGUAAAUCAGUUUACUCCUUUUCUUCUUCCUUUUCUCUUCUUUCGAACUACCUAUUCAGCAAGUUCUUCUUCUUCCUCCACUUCUUCUUCUUCUUCUUCUUCUUCUUCUUCUUCUUCUUCUGCUGCUGCUGCUGCUGCUUAUUAUUAUUAUUAUUAUUAUUAUUGUAGCUAUAUUUCCUCUUUUUCAUCAGUAAAUCGGUUACUCCUUUUCUUCACUUCCUUUUCUCUUCUUUCGAACUACCUAUUCAGCAAGUUCUUCUUCUUCCUCCACUUCUUCUUCUUCUUCUUCUUCUUCUGCUGCUGCUGCUUAUUAUUAUUAUUAUUAUUCUAUUCUUUCUCUUUUCCUUCAUUAAAUCUCUUCUUUUUCUUCUUCUUGCCCUUCUUCUUGCCCUUCUUAUUCAAGAUAUUCUUCUUCUUUUCCUUCAUUAAGUCACGUCUUCUUUUUCUUCUUCUUCUAUUCUCCCCCUUUUUCUUCAUUAAUUCGAUUUUCUUCUUCUUCUUCUUCUUCUUCUUCUUCUUCUUCUUCUUCUUCCAUAUUUUCUUUUUAGAAGUUUUUUUCACUUCAUUAUGUAUUUUCUUCUUUUCUUUUUUUUCCUUCUCAUUCUCAUUCUUAUAUCUUCUUUUUUUUCUUCAUUACGUCGCUUCUUUUUUCUUCUUCUCGUACUUCUUUUAUUCUAAAAAUCUUUCUCUUUUUCAUUUCAUUUUGUCUUCUUCAUAUUUCUCUUCAGAAUUUUUCUCCUUCUUCUUCUUCUUCUUCUUCUUCUUCUUUUUCUUCUUAAACUUCUUCUUCUUUUCUUCUUCUUUCUAUACUUCUUCUUUUUCUUCUUCUUCUUUUUUUUCUUCUUCUUCUUCUUUUUUCUUCUUCUUCUUCUUUUUUCUUCUUCUUUUUCUUCUUUUCUUCUUCUUCUUUUCUUCUUCUUCUUCUUCUUCUUUUUUUCUUCUUCUUUUCUUCUUCUUCUUCUUCUUCUUUUUUCUUCUUCUUCUUUUCUUCUUUUCUUCUUUUUUUUCUUCUUCUUUUUUUUCUUCUUUUUCUCUUUUCUUUUCUUUUUUCUUCUUUUCUUCUUCUUUUUCUUCUUUUUCUUCUUCUUCUUUUCUUUUCUUCUUCUUUCUUCUUCAUUUUAUUCUUCUUCUUCUUUUUCUUCUUCUUUUUUUCUUCUUCUUCUUCUUCUUUUUCUUCUUCUUCUUUUUCUUCUUUUCUUUUCUUCUUUUUUUAAGAAAAGGGAAGAAAAGGACACUUUUUCUUCUUCUUCUUCUUUUUCUUCUUUUUCUUCUUCUUCUUCUUAUCUCCCUCUUAUUCAACCUCUUCUUUUCAUGUUUUCUUCUUCUUUGUCCUAAACUCUGUCCGUCUGUCUGUCUCUUUUUAAACCAGAUCUUUCUUCUUCUUCUUCUUCUUCUUCUUCUUCUUCUUCUUCUUCCCUUCAUUAUCCUUGCUAUGUUACUUCAUUUUAUUUUAUGUUUACUUCUUCCACGUCUCUUUUUCUUCGAAUCUUCGAUUUCGUCUUUAAAAUCUUUUAUUUCAUUUUCUUCUACACUCCUACUCCCCACUUCCACAUGUUCUUUCUCACUUUUUUCUUUCUCACUUUUUAUUUUACACUACCCCAACCCGUAA